AUGUCAGCUGCAAAGAAUGUCAUCGCGACAGGAGCCUCUUCCGGCCUGGGCUUCGAAGCAAUCAAACAGCUACUCCAGCAAUCAGAGCCCUACAAUUUCAUUCUGGGAGCUCGGAGCAUAGCAAAGGCCCAGGCUGCAUACACCGAACUCGAAUUUGACACGGCCAAGCACACUGUCCAUGUUCUGCCGCUAGACCUCGCAGACUUGCGCAGUGUGCAGGGCUUUGCCCAGCAGGCGCUCGCUCAACUGGGUGGGAAGCGGUUGGAUUACCUCUUCCUCAAUGCUGGCACGCUCGAUGACGCCAAGGGUCCUGGUCCGCAUGGCUCAUCGUGGUGUGAAGGGUACGUCGUCAACCAUUUAGCUCAACAUUAUCUGGUCCAUUUGCUUCGUGAGACUCUGACAGUCUCGGAGUCACGUCUCGUCUUCGUUUCGUCCGGAUCUAUCCGUAGUAUUGGAGCAAACGAUCUGGGAGAUCUUGAUAUUGGCCUGAAGGCCGACUCCGGCGCCGGCAUUCGCGCCAUCUAUAGUGCCUCGAAGUUCGUGGGCCUGCUGGGAGCACACUACUGGCGCCGCGAACUUCCCAGCUGCAGAGUUGUGGCUGUCUCGCCCGGCCUCAUCCCCAACACCAAGCUGGCCUCGGAUAUGGGUCUGUCCAUGGAUAUGCCCGACGCCAAGGCCAUCCCAGAAGGAGCGCAGAACCUUCUUCGCGCAUGGUCCAUCAACGACUUCCCCGCCGACCGCGAGCAGAUAUUUUUGACCAGCUGGGGCGAGUGGUGGCCCAAGGAUGUAUAUGGACUUAGUCUGGACCCGAAUCUGCAGGCGAAAUGGUGCUUAAGCAGGGAGGAGAUCGAGAAGGCUGAGGGACUUGCGGCAUAA
Messenger RNA from Penicillium alfredii, 876 nucleotides. RefSeq lists its product as uncharacterized. The record is from RefSeq and is a predicted model, not a curated record. The transcript is spliced from 5 exons. Bases 1 to 876 code for a protein of 291 amino acids. Lineage: Eukaryota; Fungi; Ascomycota; Eurotiomycetes; Eurotiales; Aspergillaceae.